Arachis duranensis is the source of this 648-nucleotide messenger RNA. Its product is annotated as LOB domain-containing protein 36-like. Bases 1 to 648 code for a protein of 215 amino acids. The transcript has 2 exons. The record is from RefSeq and is a predicted model, not a curated record. Lineage: Eukaryota; Viridiplantae; Streptophyta; Magnoliopsida; Fabales; Fabaceae.
AUGUCAUCGACGCCUACACCAUGCGCGGCAUGCAAGUUCCUUCGUCGGGAGUGCACACCGGAGUGCAUUUUCGCACCGUACUUCCCAGCGAACAACCCAGAGCGCUUCGAAUGCGUCCACCGCGUCUUCGGCGCCAGCAACGUCGGCAAUAUCCUCAACGCGCUACCUCCAUCCCAGCGCGAGGAUGCGGCGAAGUCCUUUGCGUUCCAGGCGGAGGCAAGCCUCCGCAGCCCGGUCUAUGGCUGCACCCUCCAAGUCCCCAAGAGAGAACCUAGUGCCUCCAUGAACCCACAAGCCAUUCAAGGUCCAUUCAACCCUCAGGAAAAGCCUCUGUCUUCACCUCCUGCCCAUUUAGGCCCUCCCUGCGGCCCAAAUGUUGUACAGUAUUCAGCUCAUUUAGGCCCAUUUAAGCAAGAGAUGUUGCAGGCCCAAGAACUUGACUUGUUGCAGGCCCAAGAACUUGCUGCUGCUAAGCAAGUUAAGAUGGAAGUUAAGAUGGAACCUGUUGCUGGGAUUGAACCUGCUGCGGCUGCGGCGCCCUACGGCGGUGACAUCCGUAGAAGUGAAGUGUUUGGCCUCAUGCGGCAAAUUCAAGACAACUAUUACAACAACAUCGACGAGAACUACAAGUAUUACAACAUCGAAUAG